Messenger RNA from Exophiala spinifera, 1770 nucleotides. RefSeq lists its product as uncharacterized. The record is from RefSeq and is a predicted model, not a curated record. Bases 1 to 1770 code for a protein of 589 amino acids. The transcript has 4 exons. Gene Ontology annotation, molecular function: FAD binding; oxidoreductase activity. NCBI's taxonomy places the organism in Eukaryota, Fungi, Ascomycota, Eurotiomycetes, Chaetothyriales, Herpotrichiellaceae.
AUGACUGUCACUAUCCAGCCUUUUGUCACUGGCAUCGCCCUGCUCAGCAGCUGGGUGUACGCUGGCCCUGAUACCUAUUGCAAACCCAUUCCAGGCUCGACCGGUUGGCCGGAUCCCGCUGAAUGGCAGGCAUUGAACACUUCAGUAUCAGGACGACUCCUCGCUCCAGCUCCUCCAGGAUUAGUCUGCCAGCAGAACAGCUCCAUGUAUAAUGUUGAUGCCUGUGCGACCGUGUAUCAACAAUGGGGAAACUCUUCAUGGCAUGCAUCCGACCCCUUGACCGGCGACUACAAUGACGAAGGUUGUCUUCCAAGCAAAGUGGCCCCGUGCUCGGCUGCCGCAUAUCCAGCAUUCGUAGUCAAUGCAAGUGAUGCUACCCAUGUGCAAGCCGCGGUGAAGUUUGCAAAGCGGACAGGCGUCAGAUUGAUCGUCAAAGGGACAGGUCAUGACUUUCCCGGACGAUCUUCCGGCCCAGAAGCUCUCUCCAUUUGGACUCACAAUAUCCGUGGUGUCAAUGUGACUAUAGGGGAUGCCCGUGCGAAGAAGUACGAUGCUGUAGCCGCCGUCAAAAUUGCCGCGGGCAUGCGCAUGCGAGAGAUCUACGCUGAAGCCGCGAGACACAAUAUCACUAUCGUCGGUGGAGGUGGUUUGGACGUAGGUGUUGGAGGCUGGAUCACUGGAGCUGGCCACAGCCCGAUCAGCAGUAAGUAUGGUCUCGGAGCGGAUCAAGUUCUCGAGAUGGAGGUCGUCACGGCGAACGGCAUCCUUUUAACAAUCAACGAAAAUUCAUAUCCUGACCUUUUCUGGGCAAUGCGAGGCGGAGGCGGUUCUACUUUCGCGGUCAUGACUUCUGUGACUGUUCGAGCGUAUCCUCGUCUCGCUGCUACGCUGUACGUAUACAGCUAUAACACCACCGUCAACUCCGACACCUUCUGGUCCAUGACAACGUACUUUCACAACCAGCUACCCACCUUGUCCGAUGAAGGGAUCAUGGGCUAUUAUUACGGCAUUCCCAACAUCGAAGACGCCAACUCUUCAAGAAGUUCGCUGUUGGGCGUCUGGAUAGUGCCAGACAAAACAGUGGCCGAGACAAAGGCGAUCAUAUCGUCAAUGGAAGAGAUAAUUAACAACAACACAUUUGGAUGGAAAGAUCCCGUGAUUCUCUCCAAUUACUCCAUUCAUGUUCCUGAUUUCAUGUCUGCCUGGGGACAAACCACACCGGAGGGUGUUGGAGUGAAUGUCCGUCUCGGUUCUCGGCUUCUGGAUCGCAAAGCUCUCGAGACUGAUCCCGAGACACUGAACAUGCUCCUCAGGCAGUCCGCAACGAAUCUGCAAACGGCGAUUAUCGGACACCUUGUCGCCGGACAAGGCGUAAAAAAUGUCAGGAUACCUGGCGGGAGCAAUGCAGUCUUGCCUGCCUGGCGCGAUGCCUACGUCCACUAUGUGCUUCCAGUUAGUUGGCCGUAUUUGAAUGGGACGGCCAAAGCUGCUACUACCCGUCAAUUGCGCACUGUGCAAAUCGAGGCCCUACGCCAGCUUGCACCGGACUCGGGAGCAUACAUGAACGAAGCAGAUCCCACCGAGCCGCAUUGGCAGCCGGCGUUCUGGGGCGCCAACUAUCCACGCCUGCUCGCGUUGAAGAAGCACUGGGAUCCAACCGGGGUCUUUUGGUGCAUACCGUGUGUCGGACAUGAGCUGUGGAACGUCCGCGGCCAAUAUGGAAUUGAAGGCGGCAUUGGUCAAACACCUGGACGCAUUUGCAAGGCUUGA